AAAUGGUGCAGGAGUUUUCCGAGGUCGCCAUGUGUAAGCCAAACUCUUAUCUGUCUCGUCGUCUUCGAACACACUGCUCAGCCAACCUCGGAGGCCGACAAGCUGCACCUUGUCUUUUCAUUGAUAAUAUACCUCGGGCUAGCACUCAGCAAGCUGCUGACGUUCGCUUUCACCAGCAAGAUCCGGGUGGUCCGCGAGCGAGCAGGAACCUUCCCGAGGCGAGCUCCACGAGCGGAUUGUCAAGCCCUGCGCGCACAAGAUCGCGCAUAGCCGAUGUGCGGAGACUCUUGGAUCCCGCGGCAGUUGCAGAUAGGCUGCGAACACUGGCGCCUUUCACCAUUUCGUAUCUCCAUGUCUUCACUGCCUCGCCAAAUCGGUACCGCAAGGAUCUCGCGCGCAAGGCCGAGGCACUGGAACGUCGUGCAGGGGAGACGUCGGAUGGAGAAGAGGAUGUACCACCUGUUGGGAGCGAGCCAGUCGAAGGCGCCGGAGGCGGAGGACAUUCGGAGGGUAUUGCCAGUGAUCCAUUUGCGGACACGGGGCCGGCACCUGAGGAUUGGCGUGCGCAGUACCUGGGAUUCACUGUAUUCAGGCGAUCAUCACGGCAAUCAUGAUGCUUGCCUUUGUCCGAAAUCGUGCCACAAAUGUACUUGCACUCCCCCUUGGCCUUUUCUUCGGCAUCUCAGGGACCAGUUCUCGUGUGCUGAACAUGCUCAGUAAUAUCGGCCAGUAGUGCAAUAUUCGUCAUUCAAUGAUCCAUGCGACGAAUGCGGCCGUUGUUCUGUUGCCCGGGCUUGACGAAGAAGCAUUGAACCUCAAGGCGAAGCUUGCUCUCCGGGGCCAGCGAGCGAAGGCACGCCUUUCAGACAUUCGCCCAACUCAUGCUGACGAUGAACACAUGGAGAAGGCCUUCAUCAGUCUCAUUGGCGAGAUGUUGAUACGGUACACACCUGGUA
Molecule: messenger RNA, 956 nt
Organism: Fomitopsis serialis
Lineage: Eukaryota; Fungi; Basidiomycota; Agaricomycetes; Polyporales; Fomitopsidaceae
Exons: 7
Source: RefSeq, a predicted model, not a curated record